ACACACACACAGUAAUUUAAUUUCACAGUAUCAAAUUCAUGGCGGUAUCCUUUCUUCGUUCCCCACGGUGGGUUACACUUACACCCCACCGCCGCUUCAAAUACCUCACCGACUUCAAACCUUUCAAACUAUCUGUCCUCGGCUUCUCCACCUCCUCAUCUUCCGCCGCCGCCGCCGCCGUGGAAGUAAGCCCUUCGGAGAAUGCAGAUAAAUGGGAGCCUUUUCGGAAGAAGAAAGUCGUAAUGCGCGUCGGCUAUGUUGGUUCGGAUUACAAAGGUUUGCAAAUUCAGAGAGACCAGCCUGAAUUCUCCACGAUUGAAGGUGAAUUAGAAAAUGCUAUUUAUAAAGCUGGCGGAAUCAGAGAUAGCAACUUCGGAGAUUUGAAUAAAAUUGGGUGGGCUAGAAGUAGCCGGACGGAUAAAGGGGUUCAUUCGCUAGCAACAAUGAUAACUUUAAAAUUGGAGAUUCCGGAAUCUGCGUGGAACAAUGAUCCGAAUGGAUUUGCUCUUGCUACUUAUGUUAAUUCUUACCUUCCUCGAAACAUCAGAGUUUUCAGCAUCUUACCUUCUCAAAGGAGUUUCGAUGCUCGAAGGGAAUGUAGCAUCCGUAAAUAUUCAUAUCUUCUUCCCGCUGAAAUUAUAGGAGUGAAGGAAAAUUCCACAGCCAGCGAAGUCGAUCAUCAUUUAUCAGAUUUUAAUGAUAUACUAAACACUUUUCAGGGAGAACACCCGUUUCAUAAUUAUACAGUGCGAUCCAAGUACAGAAAACAGUUUCCGAAAAAAGGCUCUUCUGCAUCAAAAAUGGGAAAGUCGUUAGAUGUGCAAAGUGAGUUUGUGUCAGAGGGAAGUGACGAUGAAGAAGAAGAAGAAGAUACUAAUGUCGUCACUGAAUCUUUAGCGACAGAAGCCGAGGAAACUAAGUAUGAUUCUCUUUUGCCUAAAGACGAAGAAGACCAACCGAAGAAGCAAAAUCUCGUGUCACCUGUACUUGCUCGGUGGUUGCACGAACCUGAUGAAAAGGACAGAAUCAGCGCCUCGCAUUUCAGAAAGAUUUUUCAGUGUAGCUGCGGAAAGUUGGAGCAGUUGUCCGGUAUGAAUUUCGUCGAAAUAUCCAUUUGCGGAGAGUCGUUCAUGUUGCAUCAGAUACGCAAAAUGGUAGGAACGGCUAUUGCCGUAAAGCGCGAUUUACUCCCGAGAGAUAUACUAAAGUUAUCUCUGUCCAAAUUCUCGCGGAUAGUGGUACCUCUUGCUCCGUCAGAGGUACUCAUUUUGAGGGGCAACAAUUUUGUGAUAAGGAACAGGCCCGGCAAUAUAAAAAGGCCGGAAAUGUUGACUUUGGUUGAGUCGAAAGAAAUUCUCAAAUUGGUCGAUGAUUUCUAUUAUUCGGUUAUGUUGCCUCAGUUGUCGGUUUUUCUCGACCCUGUGAAGUCGCCCUGGAAUGAAUGGGUUGACUUACUUGACGCAAAUACUUGUAUACCCGAGUCACAAUUAGAGGAAGUUAGAAGUGCUUGGAAGUUGUGGAGAGAGGAGUUUUACGGUCCGAGAAAGACGGAGGCGUAAUUUUUAUCGAAAAGGUAUGUCGAAAUAGUUAUAUGAAAUACAUGCUUACGAUAGUUUUUAACCAAGUCUAUUAUAUGAAUGGAAAUGCAUUAGAAACGCGUUCUUCUUAUUUAUUUUUGAAAACUAUACGUCUUAAUGUUCGAUUUUAGUCAUUUCGAAUCGUGAUUUUCGUUAGAUAUGAUAUAAACCAGCCCAGUUGGUAUUUAUUGGUUUGUCAAGAACUCUGAAUAUUAUGGAUUCAAUGUAAUUUUUAGUUUUACGAUGUUUCACUCAUAAUGUAGGCCUUGGAUGGUGUCUUUCCUCGACAUUUUUUUCUUUUCCCGAAAUAAAUUUGUGUUUGGACACUGUCG
Molecule: messenger RNA, 1909 nt
Organism: Erythranthe guttata (spotted monkey flower)
Lineage: Eukaryota; Viridiplantae; Streptophyta; Magnoliopsida; Lamiales; Phrymaceae
Product: Pseudouridine synthase family protein
Biological process (GO): mRNA pseudouridine synthesis; tRNA pseudouridine synthesis
Cellular component (GO): nucleus
Molecular function (GO): RNA binding; pseudouridine synthase activity
Source: RefSeq, a predicted model, not a curated record